AUGCAUCGAUUUCAUCGUACUGAACUACGUCUUCUCUUAACUUGUUUUUAUAUCUAUCUCAAUUGUCAUACUAUUCUAUAUGUUAAACAAGUUAUUUUUCAUAAUUCAUUAUUAUCAUCACCUUUUACACAUCCUUAUACAUAUAUUCAUAUUCGAACUAUUGUUGGUAGUACUGUUGGAUUAGUUUAUCGUUGUCUUCUUCUCUAUGCACUAUGGCGUAAAAUGGCUGAUCUACUUUUAAUUUCAAUUAUUUUUUUAACAGCUCUCAUGUGUCUUCGAAUUAUUUUUGAUAUUUAUGGUUAUUUAUCAGGUUAUAUUAAACAAUCAUUAUAUUAUCCUUUUAAUUCUUUGGAUAAAAAAUCUAUGACAGAAGAAAUUAUUGAUUUAAUAUUUUCAUUAAUACAAAAUUCAUUUGGAUUAGUAUUAAGUAUUUAUAUGUUUAAAGAUAUAAUUAAUAAAAGUCGAACAAGAAGAAUAAUCAAAGAAUUAAAUUAUCCAUCAGUUCAAUCGGAAUAA
Messenger RNA from Rotaria sordida, 516 nucleotides. NCBI's taxonomy places the organism in Eukaryota, Metazoa, Rotifera, Eurotatoria, Philodinida, Philodinidae. The record is from the annotation of a GenBank genome assembly.